Messenger RNA from Syzygium oleosum, 1509 nucleotides. RefSeq lists its product as uncharacterized. NCBI's taxonomy places the organism in Eukaryota, Viridiplantae, Streptophyta, Magnoliopsida, Myrtales, Myrtaceae. The transcript has 7 exons. The record is from RefSeq and is a predicted model, not a curated record. Bases 77 to 973 code for a protein of 298 amino acids. Gene Ontology annotation, molecular function: calcium ion binding.
UCUUCACUCCCGUCCACCUCGUCAUUUUUGCGCCGGCCAAUCGCCACUUCGUCCCGAGCAUCGCCGCGACGCUCGAAUGGCGGCGGCGAAGCGCCGCUCUUCCGCUUCCGACUCGGAGCCCGACGGAGCGCAGGCGAGCUCGGGCUCCGAGCCGGAGCCCCCGACCCUCCCCGGGUCGGCGAAGGCGACCGUACCGACUUCUUACGAGAAGCAGAGGCUGUCGAGGAUCGCGGAGAACAACAAGAGAAUGGAGGCCCUGGGCCUCCGUAAUUUGGCGAGUUCCGUGAUGGGUUCGGGCCGGAAGGCGAAGAAGAAGGGCGACGCGAAGGGCAAGAGGAAGGUGGGUCAGGAGGACGACGACAGGGAUGAUGAUUACGCGCCUGCUUUGGACGACGAUGGCGGCGAUGAUGAUCUUAGCGUCGACGAUGAGGAGGAGGAUGAUCGGGAUUUUGAAGUAUCUGGGUCUGGUAAAAGAAAGGGAAAGAGAAAAGUGUCAAAACCGAAGAAGAAACCUCAGACCAAAAAGUUACUGAAUAAGUUGGAUUAUGUUGAUGAUGAUGCUGACUUGGCAAAGGCCAUUGUGCUGUCUCUGCAUGAUUCUGCCAGAGUUUCAGCAACAGUGAGUUCAGAGCCUUCCAAAAAUGAGGCUGGUGUAGAUCUUAAUGGCAUAGUAGAAAAGACUCAAGAAAAUCCUAGAAUGCUGAAGAGGAAAAAAACGUUUACCAGCCGGGUGAAGAUGACUGAGGAUGAGCUGAUUAUGCACUUCUUUCAGUUAGAUGAAGCAGGGAAGGGCGGCAUCACUGUGCAUGAUUUAGCCAAAGUAGCUGAUGCUCAUGAUUUUACAUGGACAGACAUGGAACUAGCCAACAUGAUUCACUGCUUUGAUAGCGAUGGAGAUGGAAAGCUAAGUCUUGAUGAUUUCUCGAAGAUUGUCCAUCGAUGCAACAUGAUACAAGGUUCUGAAGGCUCCUGAGUGGUUAAGAGUGCCGAGUGUACCUACUGCUCUGAUCAGGAGUGAUUGAUCAAGAGGUCAUUUUACUGCCAAGUUCUGUUACAACAGCAAGAAAGGAAGCACCUAGGUAAGCGAGAGAUAGAAGCAAGAAAGUAGCUUGAUCUGCUAGCUGUCGUUAAAGUUGGAGCUUUCACAGAUAACUCACCAAAUGCUGGUUGUAUAUACUAUCUUAGACAGCAAGAAAGGAAGCACCUAGGUAAGCGAGAGAUAGAAGCAAGAAAGUAGCUUGAUCCACUAGCUGUCGUUGAAGUCGGAGCUUUCACAGAUAACUCACCAAAUGCUGGUUGUAUAUACUAUCUUAGACAACUGAAUUUUCUGCAACUUUUACAAGCUGAUCUAUUUGAGGUUAGGAUUGGCGUGACAGCAGAUUAUAGCUUGCUUAACCUUUUACGCCAGUUGAAUUAUCUGUUGCGUUGUUCCAUAAAAAGAACAAGUACUCUAAACUGGUGCUAUCAUGAAGGUUUGGUCUUGUUGUUAUGCAUGAUUGAUUACAUUGA